AUGAAGAAGAAGAAGAAGAAGAAGAAGAAGAAGAAGAAGAAGAAGCCCCCAUCUGCCGGGCGACUCUCACUUGACCUCAGAAUCGCGUGGUCUGCUCAAAGUCACUCAUGGCCUCUUGGGCUUCUUCGCGGCUUCCUUUGGCAUGGCCAUCCCCGAAAGCGGGUUGGAAUGCCCCACGGGACUGAAUCGACACUUGCAGCUCACGAAGAAAGUACCAUCGACAUACACUGGUCUGGAGUUGAAAGUCGAGGUAGUUCUCACGAUGAUGAUGAUGAGGUUGAGACGGUUCCGAAUCCAGCCUCCAAUAAUGGCAAGCGAUCAGUGGUCCUGCGGGAGAGAUUUGUAUGGGCGGAAGAAAAAGCCUACAGUCCGGUGCAAGAAGAACAAUCUGGUACAGCAGAUGCUCAACCACACGGACAGUUCAGGAUGCGAGACUUGUGGGCCAUGAACCAUCGGGACUAUUCGCGCCACACGGACGAUCUUGAGGAGGGAUUCAAGAAGAAGCGGCGAGUUUCCUAUCGCGACCUUCUCUUCGGCGUGAAGGAGGAGGGGUUUUCCCAUCUCCGUAAUCCGCAGAGUACAGGUCUCGUCCCGCUUUGGGAUCUGACCAUUGUCGUCUUAUCCGACCAUUUCGACCCGCCUUCUCAGCAAGACUCUGUUCAGCAAGCCUGGGACAAGGUCCUAUUUUCGUAG
Penicillium diatomitis is the source of this 693-nucleotide messenger RNA. RefSeq lists its product as uncharacterized. Bases 1 to 693 code for a protein of 230 amino acids. The record is from RefSeq and is a predicted model, not a curated record. Lineage: Eukaryota; Fungi; Ascomycota; Eurotiomycetes; Eurotiales; Aspergillaceae. The transcript is spliced from 3 exons.